This is a messenger RNA of Biomphalaria glabrata, 984 nucleotides long. RefSeq lists its product as uncharacterized. The transcript has 2 exons. The record is from RefSeq and is a predicted model, not a curated record. Bases 1 to 984 code for a protein of 327 amino acids. Lineage: Eukaryota; Metazoa; Mollusca; Gastropoda; Planorbidae.
AUGAUAAGUAGGCCUAUACCUGUUCAAGAGGAGAUGAGUACACCUGUUCAAGAGGAGUUGAGUACACCUGUUCAAGAGGAGAUGAGUACAUCUGAACAAGAGCAGAUGAGUACAUCUGUACAAGAGGAGAUGAGUACAUCUGUACAAGAGCAGAUGAGUACAUCUGUACAAGAGGAGAUGUGUACAUCUGUACAAAAGAUGAUAAUUAGGCCUAUACCUGUUCAAGAGGAGAUGAGUACACCUGUACAAGAGCAGAUGAGUACAUCUGUACAAGAGGAGAUGAGUACACCUAUACAAGAGCAGAUGAGUACACCUGUACAAGAGGAGAUGAGUACACCUGUACAAGAGGAGAUGAGUACACCUAUACAAGAGCAGAUGAGUACACCUGUACAAGAGGAGAUGAGUACACCUGUACAAGAGGAGAUGAGUACACCUGUACAAAAGGAGAUGGGUACACCUGUACAAGAGGAGAUGAGUACACCUAUACAAGAGCAGAUGAGUACACCUGUACAAGAGGAGAUGAGUACACCUGUACAAGAGGAGAUGAGUACACCUGUACAAAAGGAGAUGGGUACACCUGUACAAGAGGAGAUGAGUACACCUGUACAAAAGGAGAUGGGUACACCUGUACAAGAGGAGAUGAGUACACCUGUACAAGAGGAGAUAAGUACACCUGUACAAGAGGAGAUGAGUACACCUGUACAAGAGGAGAUGAGUGCACCUGUACAAGAGGAGAUAAGUACACCUGUACAAGAGGAGAUAAGUACACCUGUACAAGAGGAGAUGAGUACAUCUGUACAAAAGGAGAUGAGUACACCUGUACAAAAGGAGAUGAGUACACCUGUACAAGAGAAGAUGAGUACACCUGUACAAGAGGAGAUGAGCUCUAGGGGGUAUGCUGGGAAACUCGGGUUUGUUAGAUCUUUGUACAGUUGCUGGAAUCUAAGGCAAUACAACAAUCUAAUGGAUGAGAUGUACUUAUGA